AUGAAGCAACUCUAUCAUCUAUUAAAACCAUUAGCGAAUAUUUAUAUGAUUAUAUUAUUAUGGUCUUUGAGUAUUCUCAAUCUGUAUGUCUUUUAUAUACCAUUGAAAAACUAUACAACAUCAGCUGGUUUAGAUACAUUACCAAUUGUACCUGAUCAAAUGAAUUACUAUACUCCAGAUGAAGGUUAUCAAGCUCUUACAGUGUUAGGAAAUGAUGGACGUAAUGCAUAUCGAUUAUCUAAUUAUACGGAUUUUAUUUUACCAUUUUUACUUUUUCUUUCAUUAUCGUUACCUAAUUUAGCUUUAGGAAAAGGAUCUCGUUAUAUAAUUAGUCCAUUGAUUUAUAUGAUAUCAGAUUAUAUUGAGAAUAUAGCUGAAAAAUAUGUAUUAGAAAUUUAUCCCAAACGAAAUGAUUCUAUAAUGAUGUUAGCAUGUUAUUCAGGUUUAAUAAAAAUGAUAUCUGUAUGUGGAAGUUUGUUAAUAUUAAUUAUCAAUAUAAUAAAAUCGAAAUCAACAAAUCAAAAACAAAAAAUAAAAUAA
Messenger RNA from Adineta steineri, 540 nucleotides. NCBI's taxonomy places the organism in Eukaryota, Metazoa, Rotifera, Eurotatoria, Adinetida, Adinetidae. The record is from the annotation of a GenBank genome assembly.